AAACCCAAACAAUUAUAUCAAAAAACAGUUCAUACAUUUUCUCUCUAAGAGAAUGGUUUCGAUCAUUUUCUUCAUUCUAGCCAUUUUUUUGAGUUCCAGAACUUCAGGAGCCACUUCUCGUGCGGGGCUCUUGGAACCUUCCGCCACGGAUAAACACGAGCAAUGGAUGGCUCGGUUCCGUCGUGUUUACUCUCAUGAAUCUGAAAAAGCAAAAAGGUUCGAGAUCUUUAAGAAGAACUUGAAGUUCGUCGAGAGCUUCAACAUGAACGCAAGCAUAACGUACAAGUUGGAUGUCAACGAGUUCUCUGAUCUCACCGACGAGGAGUUCCGGGCGAGGUACAUGGGGCUAGUGGUUCCCGAGGGCAUGACCGGAGUCUCAACAUCCAACGAAACGUCGUCGUUUAGAUACGAAAGUGUGAGUGAAACCGGCGAGAGCAUGGAUUGGAGACAGGAGGGUGCUGUUACAUCCGUUAAGAACCAAGGCCAAUGUGCGGAUACGAAACGGUUCCAAGUGACGACGAGGAAGCAUUGUUAAAAGCGGUGUCUCAACAGCCUGUUUCCGUGGUGAUAGAUGGGUCGGGGGAUGCGUUUAAGUACUAUUCCGGCGGCGUAUUCGACGGAGAAUGCGGGACGGAAAUGAGUCAUGCGGUUACGAUUGUUGGUUAUGGGACGAGUGAAGAAGGGACUAAGUAUUGGUUGUUGAAGAACUCGUGGGGAGAGACUUGGGGAGAAAAUGGUUACAUGAGAAUCAAGAGAGACGUUGAUGCACCCCAAGGAAUGUGUGGUUUGGCCAGACUUUCUUUCUAUCCAAUUGCUUGA
Molecule: messenger RNA, 819 nt
Organism: Thlaspi arvense
Lineage: Eukaryota; Viridiplantae; Streptophyta; Magnoliopsida; Brassicales; Brassicaceae
Source: the annotation of a GenBank genome assembly